AUGGUCCUGAGCGCCGAUCUCCGUCACGCGGUGCAGGCGAAGCUCAAAGAUGCGGCCGACGGCGACCGCCUGGUCAAAGCCGUUGACGACAUCAUGAGCAUGCUUCGCACUGAGGGGCAUGUUUGUACUCAAAGGCUUCCUCCGCAACAAGUCGGGGUGCACCCUUGUAACCGAGACGGCCUAGGACUGAGCAGCGCAGACGUGCACUCGUUGCUCGAUGAAAUCAUUGACGUCGGCUUCGUGGCGAGCCGUGUCCAUGCGGUGGCAGUCGAGAUUGCGGACGACUCGGUCCGGAUGUGGAACGAGGAACUCGUGCAUGCCUCGGCGAAGCUCGGCACGCUCCAGGGCGACAAGCUGAAGGCCGUCUCCCUCUCGGCGUCUCACACGAACUUUGCCCUGCGCCUGCUUGCGCAGGAGGUGGAGCACGAGAGCGACCUCGUGUCGCGGGAUCGCGCUUUCUACGAGGCAGCCUUGCACGGACUGGAGUGGAGCGUCAUCAGCAAGGACGUGGCCGAGGCCUUCCCAGAGCUCCUGCACUAUGUCCAGACGCAAGGGAAUGCCACGCUCAGCCGCGGGGAGCACGAACUCCAAGCGGACGCCACUGGGAAUGUCGACUUUGGCGUCAUCAAGAAGCGGACAUUGGCAUCGAAGCCUGGGUGCGCAAAGAGCGUGCCACACCUUUACACCUUUGCCCUCAAGUGCGCAGGGGGGCGCUCGGCGGUGUUCUUGCAGGAGACGGAGAACUUCGUCAGGGCGCACGCUCCGUCCUCUCGCAUGUUAGGCCCUGACAUCUGGGAGAUUCUCUCUCAGGACGCCCGUGGACCGGCCCAGAACGUCUUGUUCAGGCAUGCGUUGGUGAAGCUGGCCUACAUCCGCGACACGCUCACCGCCCAAGAGGCACGUAAAGCCUUCACCAAGGCUGUGUGGGGCUUGCGCGAGCAGUGUGACCUGCAGAAGGACCACCGGAUCGUGGCAGCCAUGGGCUAUGCGGAUGUUGCGCUGGCUGCCAUGGUGCUGAACUUGAAGGUGCACGGGGAGCGCAAGUACGAGACUAUGCAGGGGAUGGCCCAUGGCUUUGUCACGAUGCUCCGCACGAUUGCUGGCAAUGCUGCCAUCCGGUCCCCGUGGGAAGAGUUUGAAGAGGCUUGCCCGGCAAGCAGCUCUGCCUCACAGCCCUUGAAAGACAAGCAAAUCAUGCGCGAGCUCAACACGGAUGGCAGUGUCAAGCCACAUGAGGAACAUGAGGAUCGUCUCCUGGAGGCUGGCUUCGAAAUGGGCCAAAGUGUUCGGCGAAAGCCGGACAUGUUGGAAGGCAAGCUUGUGGGGCUGAAGGAUGGCAAGGUCCGUGUGGAGCUCAUUGAGAACGGGCUGGUGGCCAAGAUACUGAUCGACGACUUCCUGAGCGGGGCUUGGCACAAGUUCACGCCCAGGGCGCAGCCGCAGCUGAUUGAGAACCCUGCGAAGUACCAUCCCAGCCACUUCCCGGCAGUGUGCCGGCACGGAGCUGACCACUGGGACAAGCUCAACAUCCAAGUCAAGCCAAGCAAGCUCGUGCUGUGCAAGUCAGCCAUCCCAAAGCACAAGCUCAUGUUGGCUCCUGCGUCCCUCAACUUGCGCCACAAGUUCACGCCCCCUGAGGGGCCACCCCCCUUCAUGGUCGAGACGGCAUUCCCGGGCGAGUGCUACUUUUGGAUUGCGCCGACCGUUGUCCAGCCCAAGGCCGAAGAUGACGGUGGCUUCCGCAACAAGGAGGCCUUAAGCGAAGGCGACCGCCUGGUGCUGUUCAAGGACAGGGCUGCAGCCCCGGAGCCUGCAGCCUUGGACAUGACGCCUCCCAAGCGCCGGGGCACGGUGAGCGAAGAGCUCGCAGGGGCAGAGCCUAAGAAGCGGCUCAGGAUGAAGGGGCAUUGA
Effrenium voratum is the source of this 1911-nucleotide messenger RNA. The record is from the annotation of a GenBank genome assembly. Lineage: Eukaryota; Dinophyceae; Suessiales; Symbiodiniaceae.